Molecule: messenger RNA, 2338 nt
Organism: Vespa mandarinia (Asian giant hornet)
Lineage: Eukaryota; Metazoa; Arthropoda; Insecta; Hymenoptera; Vespidae
Product: CD151 antigen
Cellular component (GO): plasma membrane
Source: RefSeq, a predicted model, not a curated record
CAAGCAUAUGCUAUCAAGAGAUUGAAUUAUGUUGUGUCCUCUCUAACGUUACGUAACCAGAAGUAAAAAGGGAACUUGUGUGUCGGUACAACGAAGAACCGUAUUCAAAUCGAAUUGCUCUAUGUGAUAACUAGCAAAGCAGUAUUUGAUAUCUCGAUAAACGCUAUAGGAAGAAGUUAAAUAUUGCGCCGGUGUACACGGUAAUAGUGGGGAGAAUAGAGAACGGAAUCGGCUUUGAGUAGAGUAAGGUCGAGGAGAAGGGGAACGGCGCGCCACGAAUCCGUCAGUCGCGCUCAAGAUUCCGAGAUAGGAGGUCUAUUUCAUUGCUUCGUAUUAUCUCAUCGUCGUUGUCGUCGUUCGAAACGUCAUUGCCAUUGUGAAUCGUGUUGCUUAUUACAUUCUUCCUUAAAGACAUUUCUCAAAUAAAUAAAAACUUCGACCUUCUACACGUGCUAUUUUUUCUAAAGAAAGAAAAAAGUUUCGAAGGUCGGCGGUCCGACGCGCGACGAUUACGCGAUCUCGCGGCCAAUUUUCGUGCCAUGCGUGGCAAGAAGAGCUACGAGAAAACAUUAUUUCUUACAAGAACUAUCUUUUUUUAAAUCUUUUCGUUUGUCAUUACUUGCCUAAACAAGAUAAGACAGUCUUACCGUUACAUUAUCCAUUUCCUUGAAUUGAAGAAACAAAAACUGCUCGGACUCUCAGGACAGGUUAAAAAGGAUUAAGAAGAUUACCUGUUGCGGUACUAAGUAUAUUGAGGCGAGAACGACGAAGAGAAACUAGAAAGAGAGGAUAGAGAAACGUACUUAAAUGUUUCGAGGAAAAAUUAGAAAGUGGUGGAAAAUCUUCGACGAUUCUUAAAUGGAAAUGCAUACCGAAGAUCGAUCCGAAUUUAUUCACCAAUGACACAUUUGCCGGUGAUGAGGUGACGAUCGAUUCGGUGACAAGUUUCGACCCAAAUCGAUCGAGGAUGGCUAAAAGUACUGAAAGAUUACCUGGUACUUCUUCCAGAUUAAGAACUAGAGACGACGGAUGCUGUUCGGUCAAUUUUCUUAAAUAUGUUUUACAUAUUUACAAUGUCGUCUUAUUUUUAUCCGGAUUUGUGGUGGGCGGUAUUGGCAUUUGGACGGUCGUCUCGAAGCACAGUUACAUAUCUCUCAUGACAACGUCGACAUAUCCAAGUCUCGCUUAUGCCCUCAUUGUCGCAGGUAUUUUGGCUGUUGUUGGAAGCUGGUUAGGAUGUGGUGGGGUUACCACAGAAAACAGAUGCGUUCUUCUAAUUUAUGUUUUCAUCGUGAUGGCAGUCCUCGUAUUAGAGGCAGGAGUAGGCGCAUUGGCACGUCUCUACGAAGAACAAGUAGGUCCAGAAUUGAAGAUGAAUCUCAAUCGAACCUUCCUUGAGAAUUAUUCCAUAAGAUCGAGAGAAACUGCUGCAAUCGAUCAAAUGCAAAAAGAAUUUAAAUGUUGCGGUGCUCUUCGGUUUGAGGAUUGGUUGGUCAGUGAAUGGCACAAGGACGAAGAAGUUCUUAAAAAUGGAAGCCUCGUGCCUGAUAGUUGUUGCAAAACACCGACAGUACUUUGCGGGAGGAGAGAUCAUCCGUCUAACAUUCAAUAUACGGGAUGCAUUUACAAGUUUCUUGAGACGACCAAGGAUCAUCUGAUCAUUCUUGGUGCCGUCGGUCUUGGUCUAUCCGUCCUUGAACUUUUUGGUAUAGUUCUUGGUUCGUGCCUCUAUAUCAAACUCAGACACGAUUUCGAUGAUUGACAAUGACAUUUUUCACGAAGACAACAAUUCUGACGACUAAGAGAAAUGACAAAAAAAAAAAAGAAUUAAAAAAAAAAUAAUACAUACAUACAAAACGAAAUUAAUUGACACUUCGCUUUCAAACUUUUCGAAAUUAUUUAUUUGGACCAAUUGAUCUUCGAUCAUCGAUCCUUUCUGCUCAAAUUUGUUAGCAAUUACACUUAGAAUUUAAAAAAGUUUUUGUACGACCAAUAUGAUAGUUGAAUAGAAAAAGAGAUAGAAAAAAAGAGAAAUUUGUUUAUUUUUGUUUAUUUAAUUUUAUUACUAUUAUUAUUAUUAUUAUUAUUAUUAUUAUUAUUAUUAUUAUUAUUGUUAUUAUUAUUAUUAUUAUUAUUAUUAUAGUACUUUGAGCAGAAGGAAUGAAUAAACUCGCUGUAACCAUAACUGCCUAUCGGAUCGUCCAAUCUAUGAAACUCUUAGUUGAAUUUAUAAAACUUUUUUCUACUUUACAUGUUUUUACAUGUCUGUUAUUCAAAAUCGUUCACAUUUCUAUAUCGUCAAAAGAAAAAAUAAGAAAAUAAAAAUUCGUGAAAUAUC